This is a messenger RNA of Morone saxatilis (striped sea-bass), 2414 nucleotides long. RefSeq lists its product as uncharacterized. Gene Ontology annotation, molecular function: GTP binding. Lineage: Eukaryota; Metazoa; Chordata; Actinopteri; Moronidae. The record is from RefSeq and is a predicted model, not a curated record.
AUGGGACAAGAAGAAAGUUGCUACCUGCUGGUCAUAAGGGACAAACACUGUCUUCAGGAGCGGAGGAUUGUCCUCCUGGGUCACGACUGGCUGGAGAAGAGUUUGACAGGAAACACCAUCCUCGGCCGACAGAUGUUUGACAUCAGCAGAGACGUGAAGAUGUGUGUUAGGAGACAGGGCGCUCUUGCUGAUGGCCGAACAGUUAUUGUCGUCAACAGCCCUGAAAGGUGGAUCUGCUACUCUGUCCGAGACCCCGGCCUGGUAAAGAACAACAUGUCAGCCUGCAUGGCCAUGUGCCCACCGGGACCUCACGCCUUCCUCAUGGUCAUUCCCAUCAGUGCUCACAGAGGCAGGGAGUGGACAGUAGACGGUCCUCUUGAGCUGCUUAAUGACACAGUGUGGACAAACACAAUAGUAAUAUUCACCAGAUGUGAGAGACUGAAAGGGUUGUCUGUAGAGGACUACGCUGCAAGAUACAGUUUUCUCGAAGCAGUUUUGGAGAGGUGUGGACAUAGAUACCACCUUUUAGACACAAGCAUUUGGGGAAGAGAUGAUGAUACUCAGGUUGCAGAACUUUUAGAGAAGAUUGAUGCAGUGGUUGCAGGGAACAUAAAGGCAGGAGGAGUUGGUUAUGUGACAACAAAUGAGGAAAUCUCCAGAAUAACUGAGAGUGGAAGGAAAGAGGUAGAAGACAGGGCGAUUCUGAGGCGAAUGAAUGUGCAGAUGACCAGAAAUACACUCAGAUCUCUGAUGGGAGAGUCUCCUCCGAUUUCAAUGCUUCGGAUUGUCAUUGUGGGGCCAAAGCAGGUUGGGAAGAGCUCUGCUGCAAACACCAUUCUUGGUGAUGAAGUCUUUCCUGCUGGACAUCCAACAUCACAAUGCACUGAGAGACUGAGUGACGUUUACAAAAAGCGAGUCACUGUGGUUGAUGUUCCUGGCUGGCAUGGGAGAUACUGCUCAGAGGACACUCCAGAGGAAGUCCAACAGCAGAUUACUCACAGUGCAUCUCUGUGUGCCCCCAUUUCCCAUGCUGUCCUGGUGGUCGUACGCAGCGAUGAGACUUUCACUGAAACCGACCGGUUGAAAGUGGAGCAACACUUGAGCUUGCUCGGAACUUGGGUGUGGACUCGAACCAUCGUGCUGUUCACCUGGGGAGACAAACUGGGAGUCACUCCCAUUGAGGAGCACAUUGAGAGAUGGCCUGCCCUUCAGUGGUUGGUGGACAAAUGCGGAAAUAGGUAUCAUGUUUUUGGUAACUCAAACAAGGUCGGACACAUUCAGGUUAGAGAACUGCUGGAGAAGAUUGAGGAAACCGAGGUGAGGAAUGAUACCGAACACUUGCUGCACAGUUUCAUGAAACUCCAAGAAAGCAACAAGAAGCUGCAACAAAGCUCCAAAAAAGUUGCAAGACAGCUCAAGAAGGCAAAGACGGACAAUGAUCUUCUGAGGCAAACAGUCAAGGAGAAGGAGAGGAUAGUAGAGGACAUUAUUAUGACAGCUGAAGUGCAAAAUGAGCAAGUUGAAGCUCUGAAGGCCACAAUUGAGAAGAAGAGGGAGUCAGAAGAAAAGAAAAAUAAAGACUGUCAAGAUAUUUGCAGACGAUUAGAGGAGGCUGAGAGGGAGAACAACCAGCUCAAACAAGUUAUUAUGGGGAAAGAAAGAAUGAUAUCAAGCAUGAGUGAAAGGUGUGCUGUGAAAGAAGAUAUUAUUAAAGCUACACAGCAGAGCAGUGAGGUGGAAAAGGAAGUGCUAGAGGAAAGAGUGAAGGAACAAGAGCGGGAGACAGCAGCCUUGAACAAAAUGUGUAAGGCGAAAGAGAAAGAGCUGGACCAAUUGAUGGUGAAUCACAAAAGAGAAGCAAAAGAGCUCAAAGACACAAUUGAACAGCUAACGAGAGAAAAUGAAGAUUCAAAGAAGGUUUUGAAAGCCACAAUCGAAGGGAUGCAGAGGCACUAUCAGAAAAAAGAAAACGGAACAAAUGACAUGAACACUGUGUACUUUAACGAAGGCAACUACCACAGGAAAACAAUAAAAGACCUCAAGUCAGUGGAGGAGAUUGGCCGACAACAAAAAUGGGCGUUCACAUUGCCAUUGAGCCCCCACGCAGUUAAACUCGUUGCAGAGACAGAACAAAAAAGGCAGACAGUGUUGGACAAUGACAUCGUGCCACAUGAGAAGAGAGACACUGCGAACCAAGUGAGGCAACUGGAAGCCGACUGGACUCCGUUAUGGUUGAGAGCUGGAGGCGCUGCAAUCGGAGCUGCAGUUGGGGCCCUUGCUGGCUCCUCCCGGGUGGCUACAGGGUUGAACACCAGGUCAGCUGUUGGGGCUGCAGCUGGGGCUCUACUGGGCAGCUUACUGGUCCAAGGAGCCAAGCCCCAGCAGAGGAAAAUGGAAUCAGACACCAAUAGAAA